Tauraco erythrolophus (red-crested turaco) is the source of this 742-nucleotide messenger RNA. The record is from RefSeq and is a predicted model, not a curated record. NCBI's taxonomy places the organism in Eukaryota, Metazoa, Chordata, Aves, Musophagiformes, Musophagidae.
ACCGAUGGUGUUCGUACGAAAACGUCUUCCCGUGGAAACUCGCUGCCGGUACUAGUGGGCCUGAAUGAAGCUGCCAGUGUUAUUCAAUUCGGUAAAUCAGCCAAGCGAUCGCCUGAGUCGACUCAAAUUGGGCAGUAUGGGAAUGGCUUGAAAUCGGGUUCCAUGCGGAUUGGGAAGGAUUUUAUCCUGUUCACGAAGAAAGACAACACCAUGACUUGCCUCCUCUUGUCACGGACGUUCCAUGAGGAAGAAGGCAUCGAUGAGGUCAUCGUUCCUCUGCCCACCUGGAAUGCCCGAAGCUGGGAGCCUGUGACUGACAACAUGGAGAAGUUUGCUAUUGAGACAGAGCUAAUUUACAAGUAUUCCCCUUUCAAAUCAGAACAGGAAGUGAUGGAGCAGUUUAGUAAGAUCUGUGGUGAGAAAGGUACGCUGGUGAUCAUCUUUAACCUCAAACUAAUGGAUAACGGAGAGCCAGAGCUGGAUGUGACUUCUGACCCCCGAGACAUUCAGAUGGCAGAAACGCCCCCAGAGGGAACAAAGCCUGAGCGCCGCUCCUUCCGUGCCUAUGCUGCCGUGCUUUAUAUCGAUCCCAGAAUGAGGAUCUUCAUCAACGGACACAAAGUGCAAACCAAACGACUUUCGUGCUGCCUGUACAAGCCAAGGAUGUACAAAUAUACUUCAAACCGUUUCAAGACCCGUGCAGAGCAAGAGGUGAAGAAAGCAGAGCACAUGGCAAAGAUAG